AUGGGGAGAGGGAAAGUGGAGCUGAAGAGGAUAGAGAACCCUACGAACAGGCAGGUGACCUUCUCAAAGAGACGCAAUGGGUUACUGAAGAAAGCCUUCGAGCUCUCCAUCCUCUGUGAGGCCGAGGUCGCCCUCCUCCUCUUCUCCCCUUCCGGCAAAUCCUUCCACUUUGCCAGUCACGAUAUGGAAAGGACCAUUGGGAGAUACAGGAGCGAAGUAGGACUUCCACUGCCAGACAACCACUCUACAACCAUUCAGCUUUGGAGGACUGAAAUUGAUGAAUUGAAGAGAACAAUAGGAACCUUGGAAACAAAACAGAAGAAUUUAGCUGGAGAAGAUCUGUCGGUGCUGGGGACGAAAGAGCUAAAACAGCUUGAGAGACAAUUGAAGAUCGGUGUGGAACGUGUCCGGUCCAAAAUUCGGCGCGUUAUUUCGGAGCAUGCUAGCUCUCUGAAAAGAAAGCAUAGAGCCCUGCAAGAGGAGAACGCCCGUCUUCAAAAAACACUGUUCGAGGUGAACGCAAACCACAGAAUAUUUGGAAUGGGAACGUAUGCAUUUGGUGUGUAAUCAAAGCUUUAAGCAGAUUGAAG
Molecule: messenger RNA, 590 nt
Organism: Malania oleifera
Lineage: Eukaryota; Viridiplantae; Streptophyta; Magnoliopsida; Santalales; Ximeniaceae
Product: truncated transcription factor CAULIFLOWER D-like
Exons: 7
Coding region: 1-567 (188 amino acids)
Biological process (GO): positive regulation of transcription by RNA polymerase II
Cellular component (GO): nucleus
Molecular function (GO): DNA-binding transcription factor activity, RNA polymerase II-specific; protein dimerization activity; RNA polymerase II cis-regulatory region sequence-specific DNA binding
Source: RefSeq, a predicted model, not a curated record